Molecule: messenger RNA, 1507 nt
Organism: Drosophila subpulchrella
Lineage: Eukaryota; Metazoa; Arthropoda; Insecta; Diptera; Drosophilidae
Product: spaetzle-processing enzyme-like
Exons: 6
Coding region: 330-1364 (344 amino acids)
Biological process (GO): proteolysis
Molecular function (GO): serine-type endopeptidase activity
Source: RefSeq, a predicted model, not a curated record
UUUAACUCGACGGUUGUGAUUCCUUGCCGCGGAAUAUAAAUUGAAUCUCGAUCUCUCGGCAAAAAUAUUACGAUCUAAUAUUUCAAGUGUCACAGUACGCACAUCUUUAAAACCAAAACAUAUUUGUAGACUUGAACAUUUAGAAGUGAGUGAUACAAAGUAAAAGAAAAAGCUGAAAGUAAUAUAGAUUUUAUCGUAUUCGCCCAACUCAUCAUAAAAAGCUGAAAGUAAUAUAGAUUUUAUCUUAUUCGCGCAACUCAUCAUAAAUCAAUCAUCAUAAGUCAACCGAUGCUCAAAAUUUUAAAUUACUGUUUGAUCUCAAGCUCUGAAUGCUGAAAAUGAAUCUUGGACUUAAUGUGUGCAGUCUGCUUGCUUUUUUUCUGAUACUUUCCACCGUUUCUGGGUUUAAUAGUUGUCAACGCGAUGAAAAGUGCGUAAGACUAUACCUGUGCCCCCACAUGUACCACUUCGCCUAUGACGAACGAAUGGCCCACAUACAGUGCGGAACCGAUAGGACGGCCAAUGCGGAAGACCAGAGAAUCUACGUUUGCUGCCCGGAGCCAGGUAAUGUCCUGCCAGAUCAUAAAACCUGUGGACGGAGGCCUGGCACUCCUCGAAUUUUCGGGGGAGUAAAGGCUCAACCCAACGAGUUUCCAUGGAUGGCCUUGCUUCUGGACAGUAAAGGCAAAGCCGCAUGUGGUGGCUCCCUGAUCAACAAUCGCUAUGUUGUGACUGCCGCACAUUGCGUGAGCAGGGUGAAGAUAGAUUCCGUUCGGCUGGGGGAGCACGACACAUCCUCCGACCCCGACAUCAUCAGGCCUAAAAAUGAGAGACCAAGGUGGGCUGCUCCGCACUUGGAAAUAGAAGUGGAGAACAUUGUCGUACAUAGGGAUUUCCAGCACACGCCUCUGCGAAACGACAUUGCCCUAAUACGACUUAAAUUGCCAGUACGCUACACCGAAGAAAUUAGACCUAUUUGUGUUCUGGGCAGUCACAUCUCCUUGAUAAACGCGACACAUCACCCCAAAUUCGAAAUAGCCGGCUGGGGCAUUACUGAAACUAACAAUAACAGUAAUGUCUUGUUGAAGGCCACCAUCAAGCAGGUGGAGAAUAAGUGUUUUAAAGAGCAUAGAUACCUGAAUGAGACCCAAAUAUGUGCGGGUGGUCAGAAGGGCAAGGACACCUGUUUUGGAGACUCCGGCGGUCCACUGAUGGGCACUAUGAUACAUUAUAUACGUUAUAGAGAAGAGCUCGUGUAUCUAGCUGGAAUCACAUCUCACGGAGAUAAUAAGUGCGGACAAGCUGGUGUCUAUACGAAAAUGGAAUCCUUUAUCUAUUGGGUUCUAUACUUUUUAAGAGCUUGAACAUCUUUUCACUUAGCCGAUCGUACUUAUAUGGAAUUAUAUAUUUAUAUCUCGCUCUUAUUUAAAAAAACAUAAAUUUUUUAAACUGUAUUGUUCAAAAGUCACAACAUUGUUAAUAAUAAAGGUACGGAGAGAAAGCUAAA